Molecule: messenger RNA, 1320 nt
Organism: Ectocarpus sp. CCAP 1310/34
Lineage: Eukaryota; Phaeophyceae; Ectocarpales; Ectocarpaceae
Source: the annotation of a GenBank genome assembly
AUGCCGGCGACCAUGCCGGCUCAUGUCCCGCGUCGACGCCACCGUCUGCGACAAAGCACCGGUGAAAACCGCGGGAGCGACCAGGAGAAGCACCUUUCCAACGAACGCGGCAGAAGCGGCAACACGCACCGCCGGUCCGCCAACGACAGCCGUGACUUGUCCAGCUCUGGAUCGGAGGCAGACAUCGGGAACCCCCAUAACGACGGCGUGACUCCGGCCCGCUCCCACCGUUCCGCCAGAAGCAUGGUGGACAUGACGCCCGCGAGACCCCGCUCAUUUCUGGGUGGUUCUGUCGCCGGGCGCGCGCCGCCGCUUCCGCGAGGCUCGGCAAGAGAUGGGUACUCUGACACGAUCGGGUUUAUCGUAGGUGAUGGGUUGAAACCGGCCACGGCAGCAGUGGAUAAGGGGUCGUCACGGCCGUUCAUGAGCUCAGACGCGCCGCUCUCUUCGCCGAAAAAAACGAAGGUCAACGAGGGUCCGGCACCAGGGCUGGACAAAAAGGCGACCGCUGCUCCUGCUCCUGCCGACCCACCCGCUGUUGCUUCCGCUCCUGUUGUUUCUCCUCUGGAACCGUCUCCUCACCCGUCGCCAUCUCAGGCUAACCCCGACGAGCUUGGCAUCCCUGCCGGACGGGUGGCCAGCCUGGCCGCCAGCACCAACAAGAAGGUGCGGGAGGGGAUGAAGAACACGUUCGGGACGAAGAAGGCAAACGUCCUCUCGGCGACAGUGGAGGAAACGAACGAGAACGAGUGGAAGUUAGACCUCGCGGAGAAUAAAGCCGUAGUCGCCAAGAAUCAGGCCUUGCAGUCACACACCUUGGUGUUGGCACAGGCGGCCGCUCAGACGGCAGCGGCAGUAUGGGCGCAACGGGAAGCCGAGUCGAAAGCGAAGCACGCAGCAGCGGCGCAGGCCACCCGGCAGGAGGCGGAGGCUAGGAUGCUCGAGGCCGAGAAGGCGUUGGACAGGGCCAAGGCUAUGCCCGCUGAGAUGAGAGACCCCAACAGCAAUGUUAGCACCACUACAAGCUGGCGUACGACGGACAAGGACGAGGCCGAUGACGACUACAUGAGGUACUUGAGGGCGGGUAGUGACGGAAGUACGGAGCCAGGAGCCGAUGAGCAUAGAGUGCUGCGUCAGAGGCGGGGGAAUUGCUGGGAGUCCGCCGAGAUGCUGUCUGAGGAAGAGGAGGAAAACGAGAACAACGGGAGGAUGACGCCCCAGACGAGUGCUAACGACAACGCGGCGGCGGUGUCGCGCGGAGAGGGGGAGCAGCGACAGACGUCAGCUAUCCACACGGUGAGUGUGAACACCACAGAGUGA